This is a messenger RNA of Ciona intestinalis (vase tunicate), 3337 nucleotides long. NCBI's taxonomy places the organism in Eukaryota, Metazoa, Chordata, Ascidiacea, Phlebobranchia, Cionidae. The record is from RefSeq and is a predicted model, not a curated record.
AACAACAAAUUUAAAUUACAGAAAGCAGAUAAUUUAUGCGUUAGUUGGAUGUAAAGAUUUCUUAAUGGUUAUGGAUUUGAUUUCGUUGGUAUGCAUUAUGUUUGUUGCAGUCUCCUCUACUACAGCCCAAUUAGCAGCACCAAGCAACGUCAAGACGACUAUUAUUUCACCGACAAGUUUCGAAGUUGGUUUUUCGCCGGUCCCGGGCGCAACCGCGUAUAGAGUUACAUACAUUGCUCAGCACAACGAAUCAGACACUGGAUUCGUUGAAGUUACGAAUUCGUCGGCCCAGAUUGCACCCGCGCGUAGCAAUACUAACUACAAGGUCACCGUUCAAGGUUCAAGUGCGACUGAGAAUGGAACCGAAACCCAAACCCUCGCACGAACAGCUCCGGAUGGUUCAAGGAUCCUGAACGUGAUCACCACUCCAACUUUCCUCACCAUCUUCCUGGAAGAAACUCCAGGAGCAACAGCAUGGGGGGUUGAGGUUAAUGACACAAUUACAGGGACAUCAAGGAUCAUCUCUGUUCCAACUGGUGUUUCUUCAAAUACAUCAUAUGUGGCUAUCAUAACAUCCCUCAACCCAAACACUCCACACACACUGAGGGCAAGAGUAUCUCAAUUAAAUGGUGUGACAUCAUUCACAGCAACACAGAGUCCAUUUGGUGCACAAUACUCUAUUAGCACAGACAAAAUUUCUGCUUUCGGUCGAGUUGUACUUUCGACAAAACCAUACACAUCCAACCUUGCCACAAACCAAGUGUUUAUAAACCAAACCAAUGCUGAACUACUGGCAGCAUAUAAGGCAAUAUCCUCAAAUGUGGAAGAUGUUUUGAUGGUAGAAGUUGCAAACAACGGUGGGAAUGUUCUUUACCAUCAUGAGAUUGUUUUAUCUGAUCGAAAUGCAUCGGCUGCUUCAGUUAAUCCUAAUAUUACUCAACUUACACUAAAUGGAACAUUGUAUUCUGGUUUAUUAGCUGCUUAUAGCUUGGCAAAAAGUCCUGGAUAUUUAUUUAUAAGUUCUCCCUUCACAACAACAGAAAGAAUAUUAGUUUACGGAAAUAAUGGCUUGUGCUCUCCUGUAGCAUUAGCAAGUGACUUAAGACAGUGGCUUCUAUUUUCAAAGGUUCGAAAACAACCACAGAUUGCUACAAUGAAUGGAGUUGAUUCUCUACCUUCAACUGUCUCAAGUUUUGAAUUUUCAAAUGAUGGAGUUCGUGAGCCUUCAUCAACAACCAACUAUUUCAACUUUUCAAGCAACACCAUAUAUGGUAUAAAACAUAGAUACACAAUAAAGUUGUGUUCAUCCAGCAAUACUACAGCUCCUGUAUAUGAUCGAGUGUAUGAAGCCGCUUUCCAAAGUUUACAAACAAUACCUUCAGACAGAUACACAAUCUUCUACACUACUGCACCUGUCCUACCACCAUCUUCAGUAUCAUCAGGUGUUAUAACAUCGGGAGGAAUCAACGUGGUUCUUCCAGCAUCUCUUGCUCGAGCAACUCAGUAUUCAGUGACAGUUGGAACAAACACAGCAACACUUGCUCAAACUGAUCUGGACAGUUCACCAUCUUAUCAGGUUUUUGUUCCUUUCAACACCAUAAUAAACCAAGGUGAUACUAUAUCAAUGGGAAUUGAAGCAAUUUCAAGGUUUGCAAACGGAAACACUGCUACAGUAACUGGAAAUUUCAAUGUCUCUGCAGAUAUUGAUGAAUGUACAUUCGGUACACACAACUGUGACACAAAUGCUAAUUGUACCAACACAAAUGGAAGUUUUACAUGUGCUUGCAAGACUGGGUUUACUGGCGAUGGUGUAUCAUGUACAGAUAUUGAUGAAUGCACAUUGGGUACACACAACUGUCAUGCAAAUGCUAAUUGUACCAACACAAUUGGAAGUUUUACAUGUACUUGCAAUACUGGGUUUACUGGUGAUGGCGUAUCAUGUACAGAUAUUGGUCCAUGUGAAUCAGUUUUACACAAUUGUCAUGCAAAUGCUCUUUGUACAAACACAAUUGGAAGUAUUACUUGUACUUGCAAUACUGGGUAUACUGGUGAUGGCGUAUCAUGCACAGAUAUUGAUGAAUGCACAUUAGGUACACACAACUGUCAUGCAAAUGCUACUUGUACCAACACAAUUGGAAGUUUUACAUGUACUUGCAAUACUGGGUUUUCUGGUGAUGGUGUAUCAUGUACAGAUAUUGAUGAAUGCACAUUGGGUACACACAACUGCGACACAAAUGCUUCUUGUACCAACACAACUGGAAGUUUUACAUGUACUUGCAAUACUGGGUUUUCUGGUAAUGGUGUAUCAUGCACAGAUAUUGAUGAAUGCACAUUGGGUACACACAACUGCCACGCAAAUGCCAAUUGUACCAAUACAAUUGGAAGUUUUACAUGUACUUGUAAACCUGGGUUCAUUGGUUCAGGCCAAAACUGUAUUAAGUUUUGCAAUUCAAGAUCUGAUCAAGAAAUCUGUUCAGCAUUUACUGGAUUAUGUCCCAGCAAUAGAAAAAACUGCAUCACAGUAAAAGAUAGUUCCUUAAUUCCUGUUUAUGAAUGCAGUUGCCAAGUUGAAAGACUAAGCCCGUGUAACAACUUUAACAGCGUGGUAAACUGCAUGAUAAAUGGCUGCGCCAAUGGUGCUUGCAGUGAACAUCCUUACUCGGUCUGUGUGAACACAACAGAUCGGGCUACCUGCACCUGUCCAAAUGGAAGAGUAUUUCAUGCUCCUACCAGCAGCUGUAGGAAUCCAGCAGUGGCUGGAAUACCUUGGUGGAUAAUACUCAUUGUGUGCGUCUUUGCAGUAAUAGCUGUUGUGUUGGUAAUUUAUAUCUUAUGGCAAGAAAGAAGAACUAAGAAAUACUCUUUUCCUGUCAAACCAACCAAUGGGAUGUACAAUGACAUUAACAUUGAAAGCGAAGGCAAAGAUUCCAUUUCAACAGAAGAAGGCACAGAAGACACAGCCAAUGGAGGGUCUGAUAAUGGACAACCUAAACCAAGUGAAGAUCCACGUUUAUACAAUGCAACUGAGGACGACGCUUUAUAAACAGCAUGCAGAUUUGUAUUUAUGUUGCUUCCAUAUACUUCACGCUUGUUUACUUUCUAUAUGAUGCAGUAUGUUUUAAAACGAAGUAUUCAACAUGUCAAAUGACAGGGAGUUGUUUUAAAAAACUACAUCCGCUAGAUGGCAACAAAGAGCCGUAUUUUUCAACAGCCCACUUAAAGAAUACAAACACGUGCGCAGAAUGGAAUGUUGGAUAAUGAAAAAGACCUAAUGUUCUGUACAGUAUAUAAAACACAUAUACCAUGUUUUCAAUGAAAUAAAUUUAUAUAAGCCAUA